AUGGCUAGCAAAAGAAAAUCCACAACUCCCUGCAUGAUACCAGUAAAAACACUGGUGCUUCAGGAGACUGAACUGGAUGCUGUAGAAGAUGAUCGUGAAGGAAUGCAACAAGAUGCUCCUGUGGAAGGGCCAGCAGCUAGUGAUGCUGGUGCCAGUAACAGUAAUAAUGGAGCUUUGUCUAACGGGCACCGCGGUAUUGCUGAUAGUGACACUUAUAUCUGCAAGUCUUGUGACUUUGGAUCUCAAGACCUUCAUCACUUCUUUGGGCACUUGGACUCUGAGCACUUAGACUUUAGCAAAGACCCUGCGUUUGCGUGUCUUGCGUGCAGCUUUCUAGCAAAUAGCCAUGAAGGGCUCUCGCACCACAAUGCAGAGUCGCACGCCGGCGAAACGAGCUUCAUCUGGAGGGUGGCUAAGCAGGACAAUCAUACAACUGUGGAGCAAAGUCUCUGUGAGGCCACCAGCAGCCAUGACCUUCCGGGAGAGGUCCCUGAAGAAGGGGUGGACGGCCAGUCUGAAAUUAUCAUUACCAAAACCCCUAUCAUGAAGAUAAUGAAAGGUAAACCGGAGGCCAAAAAAAUCCACACGCUGAAAGAGAAUGUGUCAAGUCAGCUGGGCAGUGAGUCGGAGGUGAAGGACGGAGAGCAUUCAUUCCCAAACGGGUCUGUGCCGGUCAGCCAGCCCACUGCAAGUUCGACAAAAUCAUCUCAUAUAGUGAAUGGCUCCAUCAUAGGAAACGUGCCUGUUCUGCAGGCAGGUGUUGCACAACUUGUGUCACUGCAGCAGCAGCCCCCAUUGCAUCAGCAGCUACCUACGUCCAAGUCCCUUCCCAAGGUGAUGAUCCCCCUGAGCAGCAUUCCAACGUACAACGCCACCAUGGACUCCAACAGCUUCCUGAAAAACUCUUUCCACAAGUUCCCCUACCCAACCAAAGCCGAGCUCUGCUACUUGACCGUGGUGACGAAGUACCCAGAAGAGCAGCUGAAGAUCUGGUUCACUGCCCAGAGGUUGAAGCAGGGCAUCAGCUGGUCACCGGAGGAGAUUGAAGAUGCCAGGAAGAAGAUGUUUAACACGGUUAUUCAGUCCGUGCCGCAACCCACCAUUACAGUUUUGAACACGCCGCUGGUUGCGAACCCCGGGAACGUCCCCCAUCUUAUUCAGGCGACUUUACCGGGCCACGUGGUGGGGCAGCCGGAGGGGACGGGGGGGCUGCUGGUCACGCAGCCCAUCAUGGCAAACGGGUUGAAGGGCACCAGCUCCUCCUUCACCUUGGCGGUGACUUCUGUCCCCAAGCCACAGCUGGCGGCACAGCACGGCACGGUGAGCUCCAGCAACGCGUCGGGGGUGAAGGUGGUCAACAGUGGCCAGUCGCUGCUCACCGCCUGCCCGGCGAUCUCCUCACAGACCUUCCUGGAUCCCAACGUGUACAAAAACAAGAAGUCCCACGAGCAGCUCUCGGCCUUGAAAGGCAGCUUCUGCAGAAACCAGUUCCCUGGCCAGGCCGAAGUCGAGCGGCUGACAAAAAUCACGGGCCUUUCCACCAAGGAGAUUCGAAAAUGGUUCAGCGAUAGGAGGUACCACUACAGGAACGUGAGAGGCGGCCGGGCCGUCUUCCCUGGAGACAGCGCUCUCGAUUCCCUGCCUGAGAUAACCUUCGACGUCUCGCCCAGAGGAGCCGAGCCGAGCCCUGCGGUAGCGGCGGCAGCCGCGCCGGCCCCUCACCACCCACCGCGGCGGCAGUCAUGGCACCAAGCGCCCGACUUCACGCCGACCAAGUACAAAGAGCGGGCACCGGAGCAGCUGAAGGCCCUGGAGAGCAGUUUUGCUCAAAAUCCCCUUCCUGCAGAGGAAGAGGUGAACCGCCUGAGGGGGGAAACGAAGAUGACACGGAGGGAGAUUGAUAGCUGGUUCUCGGAGAGGAGGAAGAAGAAGGUGGCGGAGGAAAAUAAGAAAGUGGAGGAGGCGGCUCGGCAAGAGGAGGAGGAGGCGGAAAAUGGCGGCGGGGAAGGGGAAGACUCCUCGGAUGAGCUGAGGGCCGCGAGCGAAAACGGCUCAGUCGACACUGGCAACAACCCGAACUCGGUGGAGCGGAAAGUGAGUCCCAUCAAAAUCAACCUGAAAAACCUGCGAGUGACCGAGUCCAACGGCAAAAGCGAGUUACCGGGGGCCGGUGCAAAUGAGAAAGGGGACGGCAGCUCCAGCCGGCCACCCACCCCUCCGAAAACCAAACUGAACUUUAAAAAAACGGCCCAGCAGCGGCAUCUGCUGAAACAAAUGUUCGUGCAGACCCAGCGGCCCACAAACCAGGAGUACGAUGCCAUUGUUUCCCAGACGGGUCUGCCGCGGGCCGAGGUCAUUCGCUGGUUUGGGGACAGCCGGUACGGCUACAAGAACGGGCAGCUGAAGUGGUAUGAGAACUACAGGCGAGGGGUUUUCCCCCCGGGGCUGGUGGAGGUCAGCCCCGCCGGCCGGGAGGUGCUGGAGGACUACUACGAGAAGCACAAGGGGCUGCGGGAGGAGGACCUGCCCGGCCUCUGCGAGCGCUCCCACCUCAGCGCCCAGCAGCUCAAGGUGUGGUUUGCGGUGAAGGUGGAGGAGGAGAGCAGGGGCGCCGUCCCUGAGGAAGCCUGUGCCGGCGAGACGGCGGGAAGCCGGAAAGGGCCGUGCGAGGCCAGCUUGGAGGUGUCGGAGAGCAGCAAGUCGUGGGAGCCGGGUGCGGAAGGCAGCGCUGGGACCCCCGAUGCCCCCGGCCCGCCGCCCGCUGCACGGCUCGAAACAGACUGAACUCAAACCACCAGCCCCGGAGGAUCUGCUCUUACCCUUGAGAAG
This is a messenger RNA of Gymnogyps californianus (California condor), 2829 nucleotides long. It is a transcript of the gene ZHX3, whose product is annotated as zinc fingers and homeoboxes 3. The record is from RefSeq and is a predicted model, not a curated record. Lineage: Eukaryota; Metazoa; Chordata; Aves; Accipitriformes; Cathartidae. Gene Ontology annotation, molecular function: DNA binding; DNA-binding transcription factor activity, RNA polymerase II-specific. Gene Ontology annotation, biological process: regulation of transcription by RNA polymerase II. Gene Ontology annotation, cellular component: nucleus.